This is a messenger RNA of Ruditapes philippinarum (Manila clam), 4818 nucleotides long. RefSeq names its product interferon-induced very large GTPase 1-like. The transcript has a single exon. The record is from RefSeq and is a predicted model, not a curated record. Bases 1 to 4818 code for a protein of 1605 amino acids. Gene Ontology annotation, molecular function: GTP binding. NCBI's taxonomy places the organism in Eukaryota, Metazoa, Mollusca, Bivalvia, Venerida, Veneridae.
AUGCGAGACAUCAUAGCAGUUGAUCCAAACGAAUCCAUUGAGGAGGGAAAUGUGAGGAUAUCCUUAACCGACAUUCCUUGGUUGAUGCUGAAGCGUUUGAUGUGUGCUCACAGUGAAUCUAGAGACAUAACAGUGUCAGAAGAAGAACAUACUGAAAAUAGUUUGAACUUAGAGGACUCAAUAUCAUUAUUUUUGGAAAUCCCAGAAGUCAAUCAUGACAUCAGUCCACUAGAUAUACUCAAUGUUGUUUUCCAAUGUUGUGAUCCCGUUAUGAAACAAAUAUUUGUUCAAAAACUAUAUCUUUGCAAACUGGCUGUACCUUUUUUAUAUAAGAAUUGGGGAACAUACAAGAAGCAAACUCCAGUACUCUCUGUUUGGCCGUUGCGAUCCCUAGCCAUAGAAAGUAAGCAAAGAAUAGCCAAUAAAGACAUAAGACAUGGUAAAGAGAGUGAUGUCCUUGAUCUGCCCACAAAUGUUUUAGCAUUUGGAAGGUUGGGUCGCCCUCGCUAUUCAAAAUCAAAACUGAUCAAUAGCCUUCUUUUAAGUCAAGGUUGUAAAACGUUUUUCAAUAUGGACUGUCCCUCUGGAAUGACACCAAGACAACUAAGUAAUGGGCAGGUUGAAAUAUUUUGGCUACCUACCAUCGAUGAAAAAAAAGAUAGAUUUCAGGAUGUUAUGACAUUUUUGAACCUAAGGGGUGAUCUAGACAAAGAUUUUAGUAAAGAAUUUUUGGUUUUCAUUUCCCACUUUAUAGAUUCUAUUGUAAUUAUUAUUGACAUAGACACGAUUUUGAAACACAGUAAAAUGGUUAAAGAUGUUAUUCUUCCACUAAAUUCAGUUAUUUUGAUAAUUGCAGACCCUUUAAACCAUGAUGCGGUUAAACUAAUUCAGAGCUUUCAGAGUGAUGUUACAUCAUUAAAAUCAGAAUUCAAUUUACGAAUAUUAAGUACACAUAAAGGUAAUUUUGAACAGAAUGUCAUGGACAUGUUAUCGAGUGUAACAAAAACUAUAUCAAAUACGCUAAAAACAAAUGAUACUAUGUCUUUUGAAAAACGAUUGUUACGUGCAAAAUUAGCAAAAAUUAAAACGGACGAGGAAGACGAAAUAUGUCAAGAAGGCAAGCUGCAAGCUACUAAAUUAAUCAAACAAAUGAAGGCGGAGGGUGAGCCAAACGGUUGGAAACAACACUUAACACCAGUCCAUGGUAUUUUUUCAAAACAGUUGGGGAAGCCUUUAAAAGAGAGAGAAAGAGAGAGAGACUUUAAAGAAGUAGACAAUAUUGAUGUAAAAAUUGGAAAAGUGCGACGACAGCAAAUAGCAUCAAUUACUAAAUCUGUUCGUUUUUUUCUCGACAUUCUCAUUAAAAACAACAGUUUCCCCUUAUUACUAAAAUAUUUUCUUUCCUGGUUACAUUUUUUAAUUGAAAGAGAAAAACGGCGAGUAUUACCCCAGUUGAUGCAUGCAAAUCGGUGUGCUUGGGAAAAGCUAAAAACACUGAAAAGUGCUGAAAAAUUGGCAAAAGAGGAGAUAAAAAAACAGGAACAUGUGAUAACAGAUCUAGAAAGAAAGAUUGAUGAAGCAUCGUUUGCAGUUCAACAUUUCUUUCGUGAAAUAAGUCAUAUAAAUGAAGCCAUUUUAGAACUCAAAGAAGAUACAAAAAUAUUAGGAUUACCAAGUUUACAACAAACAUCUAGUAUUAUCGCUCGCCUUGUUGCUGAUGGACACCCAUUUGAGCUUAUAGAUGGUGAAAGCUUUUACAUGCCUUACCUGUGGACAAAAAAAGUCCUGGAAAUGGUUGAUAUAUUUAUAGGAUCUAGUAAAGUAAUGACACUCGGCGUUUUAGGCCUGCAAAGUUCCGGAAAGUCAACGCUUUUAAACACCAUGUUUGGAUCCCAAUUUUCAUCACGAACCGGUAGGUGUACUAGAGGAAUUCAUGUUCAGCUCAUUCCUACAAAAACCGAAGAUAUUGCAGCUACCUUUUCCGUGUUUAACUAUGUACUUAUUGUCGACACAGAAGGUCUGAGGUCACCUGAGUUAAGCCAUGUGCAGCAUGAACAUGACAAUGAAUUGGCUACCGUAAUAACCGGUGUAGGUGAUAUUACAAUUCUUAAUGUAAUGGGAGAAAAUGCGAUUGAAAUACGAGAUAUUCUACAAGUGAUUGUUCAUGCCUUUCUGAGAUUGAAAAUGACAAAUGAAAAAUUAGAUAUUAGAAAGAGUUGCGCAUUAGUUCACCAAAAUGUGACCGAUACGUCAGCAUCAGAGAACAUGAUAAGUGGUUUAAGCAUAUUAUUGCAGACCUUAGAUGAGAUGACGAAAGAAUCGGCGAAAAGUGAAGGCAUAAAUGACAUAAAAACAUUCAACCAAGUUAUUGAAUUUGAUAUUAAUUCACAAGUAUGGUAUCUUAAGAAUUUAUGGCAAGGUAAUCCACCGAUGGCAAGAGUGAACAAUGAAUACAGUGAAUGUGUAGUGGAUAUCAAAUGCAAAAUCUUGAAGAAGGCUUUAACAAUGAAGAACAAAUCUUACAAAUCAUUAAAUGAUAUUGUUGAACAAGCGCAUAAUUUAUGGAAAGGUGUCCUAAACGAAGAUUUUGUUUUCUCUUUCAGAAAUAGUCUUGAAAUUAAAGCUUACAUGCAAAUGGAGGAUGUUGUUAAAGAUGAACUCUGGAGGCUUGAAAGUCUUAUUCAAGAUAAAUUAACACAAAUCUCACAAAGCAGAUUUGCUAUUUGUGAUCAAAAAGGAAAUUUGCGAAAGGUAGCAUAUAAACUGAUAAGUGAUUUGGAACGUCAUCUAUCGGCUGAGAGAACUAAAACUACAGAGAAAAUUCAGGCAUAUUUUGAUGGAAAUAAAUAUAAAGACAUCAUCAUUCAAUGGGAAAAUAAUCAGAAAGUUCGUGUAAACGUUUUGUGUGACAAACUUAAACAGAACAUCAAACAUCAUGUAGAAAAAUGUCAAGUGAAAAGAUCUAUACAAAUUCUGACUGUUACAAGUCAAGAAAAGCACGAAGAGGAAUUAAGAAAGAGAUCUAUGGAAGUUGCAAAUGCUCACAAAGGUCAGAAACUAAGUAGAAAACUGAUAGAUAAGCUUUUUGACGAUAUUUGGAAAGACUUUUUGAAUAAGGUUGAUACUUCUUCUACAAGUUCAGAAAAGAGUACAAUAAAAAUGCAACAUAUAUUCAAAACAUGCCUUGACAAUAUUUUUUGUCAAAACCAUGCUUUGCUUAAGACAGUUUUGCAGGCCACCGAUUUCUUAUCCCCAUUAGCAAAACCAUUAGCCAAUUCUUUUUUUGAAACAGGAAUAAGCGAAUCUGACGUAAACAAAAAAUUAUUGCAAAAGGGAAAACAUUUUGUCUGUCAAAUUUUUGGACUAUCUGAUAUACGUAAAUAUGUCAGGGACAGCGUAAAUCAAAUAUUUGAAUCCGUUGAUAGAAAAAUUACAGAACUUUGUCAAGUUGAUGAUGAAGUAUCAGAAACGUCUGUCAACAUAUUAAUGCAUGACCUAAACUCUAUCGUGGAUUCUAUUUUAAAAGGAGACGGUAAACCUACUUUUAAACCUAUAUUUUAUAUGAAACUUUAUGUACAUGUAAGCAGGUAUGCUCAUCCAAUUUUUGAACACCAUAAUGAAACCUAUUUCAAAACGCAUGGUACUGCUAUCAUACUUGAGGAAUACAGGGUUCAACAGAAAAUCAGUUUUGAGUCUCAUUUACAAUCUCGCGAAAUUGAAGAAAUAGUUGCAAAACUUAUUUCUAAUGUCAUAGAUAAUUUUGCAAACGAAUGGACUUCUCAAAGUAUGCCGAAUAAAGUUACUGAUAAGUUACAAUCUUUCCUGCCGAAAGUAAAAAAUAGAGUCAUAAUUGAAUUAUGCACCGAUCUUUUGGAGACAAGCAAUUUUGAGAAUUUCAUAAGAUAUAUAGUGGAUCCAUAUGGAUAUGCCUGUACAUGGAUAACUAAAGAGGCUAAUAAGUAUCUUGAUGACUCAAAGUAUCAGGUAAUUGCAAAUACUUCAACAUCGCUGAUUGAAGCAUUGUUUAAUAAUGUCACUAGAUGCGUGAAGGAGAUACACAAGAAAUAUGACAAAAAACCUCCACCGUCGAUUGAUAAAUGGAUAGAAUCUUUCCAAAUCGCAAUGGAAUUGGCAGAUGUGUCUAUUCCAUCUGAACGUUUUCGUAAUGUAAGACAUGAAACAUCAUCUAGUAUACAAAACGUGGAACAUUUGACAAAUAAACUUUUAGGAUAUUUGAGCAGUUCUGAAAAAAAACUUGUUUCCGAGUUCAAUUCACAGAAGAGUAACACAAUUAAAUGGGUAGGUUUUAAUCCUGUAACGCUUAUAAUUGAAAAGAUAUGGGGAUGUAAAGAACAGUGUGCUUUUUGUGGAGAACCGUGUGCAAAGGAUCAGUACCAUAAAGGGUCCAAACAUUACAGCAUACAGCAUCGUCCUUCGUGCUGCAAGGGUACUUUUCUUGAUAAUUCUUCGAAGCCAGCAUGCUUGGAAUCAUGCAAUUUUGAUGUUCAAUCAGACCAAACACAUACUUGUCGUGUUUUCAAUUACGUUUGCAAUAAUGGAAAACUAGAAGACUGUGGAAAAAAACACCAUUAUAGGGAUUAUAAAACUUACUUUCCAAACUGGGACAUAGCACCAUCAUCUAAUAUGCAUGAUUCAUCUGAAUUUUGGAUGUGGUUUGUGGCGACAUACAAAGAUCAACUAAAAGAGAGGCAUGGUUAUCAGGUCGAUCAUAUUCCUUCUUCCUGGAGCACAAUUACAAUAUCAGCGGCAAAGGAGAGUCUACAUAAAGUCUAUUCUGCUUGUAAGCCUACGCUAUAA